This is a messenger RNA of Manacus vitellinus (golden-collared manakin), 1383 nucleotides long. Its product is annotated as serpin B10. The record is from RefSeq and is a predicted model, not a curated record. Bases 111 to 1349 code for a protein of 412 amino acids. Gene Ontology annotation, biological process: negative regulation of endopeptidase activity. The transcript is spliced from 8 exons. Gene Ontology annotation, molecular function: serine-type endopeptidase inhibitor activity. Lineage: Eukaryota; Metazoa; Chordata; Aves; Passeriformes; Pipridae.
AACCGGCCAGGCACACUAUAAAUUCACCCUACCCUUCAUGUGAACUGCAGAAACCUUGGAGACACCUGGAGCAGCAGUGUUUCUUCCUGUACAGAACAAGCUUCAGAACAAUGGAUGCUUUAAAUAAAGCAAACACAAGCUUUGCUCUUGACUUUUUCAAACAGCAGUGUCAGGAAGAUGGUGACGAGAAUAUUUUGUUCUCCCCUUUAAGUAUUUCAUCUGCCCUGGCUAUGGUUUAUUUGGGAGCCAGAGGUAACACUGCAGAUCAAAUGGCAAAGGUACUUCACUUUAACAAAGUUGAAGGAGCCAAAAACGUCACCACAACCAUAAGAAUGCGAGUCUAUUCUAGAACAGAAGACAGUCUAUCAAAUCGAUGUGCAUGUUUCCAGAAGAAAGAAAUUGGCAAAUCAGAUAAUAUCCAUACUGGAUUUAAAGCACUAAACUUUGAAAUCAAUCAACCUACUGAAAAUUACCUGCUUAAAAGUGUCAACCAGUUAUAUGGAGAAAAAUCAUUGCCUUUCAGUAAGGAAUACUUACACUUGGCCAAGAAAUAUUACAAUGCAGAGCCACAAUCAGUUGACUUUGUGGGAGCAGCAGAUGAAAUCAGAAGAGAGAUCAAUUCCAAUGUUGAACAACAGACUGAAGGUAAAAUCCAAAAUCUUCUGCCUCCUGGAUCCAUAGAUUCACUCAGCAGGCUAGUCCUGAUAAAUGCACUCUACUUCAAAGGAAAUUGGGCAACAAAGUUUGAAGCUGAAGCUACCAGGCAAAGGCCUUUCAGAAUAAACACGCAUACAACUAAACCAGUGCCGAUGAUGCACCUGAGUGACAAAUUUAACUUAAGCUACGUAGAAUCAGUCCAGGCUGAUGUUCUUGAGCUUCCAUACGUCAAUAAUGACCUCAGCAUGUUUAUCCUGCUACCAAGUGACCUCACCGGCUUACAAAAGCUGGAAAGAGAAUUGACUUUUGAAAACUUGUCUUCAUGGACCAACCCAGAACUAAUGGAGAAAAUGAAAAUGGAGGUUUAUCUGCCAAGGUUUACAUUGGAAGAGAAAUAUGACCUCAAAUCUACUUUGAGCAGGAUGGGGAUACAAGAUGCCUUCACGGAAGGCCAAGCUGAUUUCACAGGAAUGUCAAAGGACGGUGAUUUGUUUUUGUCACAAGUUUUUCACAAGUGUUACCUGGAAGUCAAUGAAGAAGGCACAGAGGCAGCAGCUGCCAGUUCAGCAGCACUGGCAUCACGAAGUCUUGGUGCUACUGUUAUUUUUGUGGCAGAUCACCCUUUCCUCUUCUUUAUCAGGCACAACAAGACCAAGACUAUCCUCUUCUUGGGAAGAUUCUCUUCCCCCUAGAAACUCAACAAUUACUAAACAGGUUAUUGCAACA